AUGUCAAACCCACAACAGCUUCAAUGCCGCAUGUACGAAGCAAAAUAUCCAGAGGUCGACGACCUUGUCAUGGUCAACGUCCGCCAGAUAGCAGAAAUGGGUGCUUAUGUCAAAUUACUAGAGUAUGAUAGCAUUGAGGGCAUGAUUUUACUAUCCGAACUCUCUAGACGACGUAUUCGAAGCAUACAGAAAUUAAUUCGAGUCGGGCGUAACGAAGUUGUCGUUGUUCUUCGAGUUGAUAAAGAAAAGGGUAACGAUUUCGAUUCAUUCAGGACUGUUUUGUUAAUGUUGCGUAUCAAUUGUUUACCAAUUGAGUUGAACGUUCUUGCAGGCUAUAUCGAUCUCUCGAAACGCAGAGUAUCGCCGGAAGAUGUUGCCAAGGCCGAGGAGAAGUUUAAUAAAUCAAAAGCAGUCCACAGCAUAAUGCGCCAUGUGGCGGAGAAGCAGGGUGUAGUUCUUGAGGAACUAUAUAAGCAGGUUGGGUGGCCGUUGUAUAAAAAAUAUGGACAUGCAUACGAGGCUUUCAAGUUGGCAAUUACAGAACCUGAAAAGGUGUUUGAAGAUGCGGUAAUAUCGAAAGAAGUUAUGGACGAACUUUUAGCCAAUAUCAAACGAAGACUAACACCGCAGCCGAUCAAGAUACGGGCUGAUCUUGAUGUCACUUGUUUUGGAUACGAUGGUAUUGACGCAAUCAAAGUUGCCCUCAAGGCUGGUGAGGCUUGCAGAACAGACGAUAUUCAGAUUAAAAUCAAACUAGUUGCUCCGCCCUUGUAUGUGAUGAUCACAAAUGCAUUGGAUAAAAAUCUGGGCAUUGAAGUUCUGGAAAAGGCGAUUGUUAAGAUUCAAGAAACAAUUCAGAAGGUCGGGGGCGACUGUAUUGUUAAAAUGAAGCCACGGGCAGUCAGCGAAACUGACGAUAUUGAAUUGGAAGAACUGAUGGCUCGCGUCGAGAAGGAAAAUCUUGAAGUUUCUGGUGAUGAAGAUACAGACGCUGAAGUCGAGGACGAGUGA
This is a messenger RNA of Paraglomus brasilianum, 1011 nucleotides long. Lineage: Eukaryota; Fungi; Glomeromycota; Glomeromycetes; Paraglomerales; Paraglomeraceae. The record is from the annotation of a GenBank genome assembly.